Maylandia zebra (zebra mbuna) is the source of this 2201-nucleotide messenger RNA. RefSeq names its product perilipin 6 (gene plin6). The record is from RefSeq and is a predicted model, not a curated record. Gene Ontology annotation, cellular component: cytosol; lipid droplet. Lineage: Eukaryota; Metazoa; Chordata; Actinopteri; Cichliformes; Cichlidae. Gene Ontology annotation, biological process: lipid storage; positive regulation of triglyceride storage.
UCGGCUCAGCUGCUUCAUCAACAGUCCUCUAAUGGGAUUUGGCGAAAGAGAAAUGUCAUCUCAUCCAGAUCAUGAGACCAAUGCCGUCCUGAGAGCUUCCCAUCUGCCUCUGGUUCGCUCAGCGUUACAGAUGGUGACUUCGAUGUACUCGGGGGUCAAAGCUCGCAACCGUCUGCUGGGUCUGAUGGGAGGAAUGGCCGAGGUCGGAGUUCGCAGCUUUUCCCAAGAGGCCAUGAGACGAGCCACGCCCCUCCUGCAGAGUUUGGAGCCACAGAUCGAUGCUGCCAACAGUUUUGCUCUCGUUGGUCUUGAUCACCUGGAGAAAACCUAUCCGAUCCUGAACCAGUCAACAGACGAGGUUAUGACUCACCUGAAGGACGCCUUCUUCCUGACCCUGGAUGACGUGCAGCUGUGGGUGGUGGACGGCCUGGACGCAGCUCUGGAUCAGCUGGAGCGUCUGGCCAACGUAGGCCGGGUGGCUGUGCAGCAGCUGCAGAACACUCAGGUGGGCCAGGCCGCCAUGUCGGGACUCGAUGACGUGCUGAGUCGCGUGGAGGACGCCACCGCCUACUACCUGCCCCUCCCACCCACACUGCGUCAGGAAUGGGAGCUGAGGGUGCAGCAGUACGAGAGUGAAGACGAUGGCGAUGAGCCCAGUAUGUGGACGAGGGUCCGCAGCCUCCUGCUGACUCUCAGCCUGCAGCUUUAUCACCGCCUGAUGAAGAUCAGAGAGCAGCUGCAGAGAGCCGUCAGGGCGAUGGGAGACGCUGCCGACAAGGUUGGUCUGCUUCGGGUCCUCAAGUUGUCCGGUGACCUGCUGCAAUUCCUGCAGGGCCUCCUGGUGGCGCUGGUGUACCAAGCAGAGGCCCUCAGAGAGGCCUCUCUGAAUGCGGUCAGAGUUCGGGCGACCAUGUUGGCAGAGCUGCGUGUGGUUCGUCUGGUCCGAGCAGUACCCCUCCAAAUCCAGGAGCUGCUUCAAGAGCUGAGGGAAGUGGCCAAGAUCAUCCUUCAGUUCGUGUUCAACACCACACCACUUUACGACAUGCUGCAGAAGCCAUCUCCUCAGGAGGUGGAGGAAUUCUUGAACCAAGAGGAGCUUGUAUCCGACAACUCGUCUCGUCGUGGCUCCAGUAACAGCCUCUUCCUGAAGGCCAUGGACGGCCGUCCUCGCCGCCGCCGGAGCCUGUACUCCCGCGCUGCACGAGGUUCCGGGGGUCCUGUGAGCCCCGACCCAACUAAUGGCUGUCGUCGCUCGAGUCUAAAGGAGCCCCAAGCCGCAGAGGUGGAGGGCACGCCCCUCCCUUCCGAAGGCGCCGCCCUUCGACGGCCAUCUGCCGCCGAGCUGCUCCUCGCCCCGCUCAAACAGUUCGUCUCCCAGAGCCAGAAGGCCUUCGAGUACCUGACCCCCAACUCCUCCGAAAAUGCUGCCAACGCUACAGAAACAACCGACUCCUAAACACCACGCUGAGGUUUGACCCCACCCUUAUCCCCCACCGACCGCGGCCUUUGACCCCGACCCCCGAGCGAUUACAGCCGGCCACCUCAGUCCUGGAUGAUCAGACGAACCUGCCUCAGCUGCUGCUGGUUUGUGCGUUCGUGUUCAGCCGCAAAGCUGUCACCAAAUUAUCAUUUGAUCGCUGACGCCGUUCUCGCUGUGGACAGGCGGCAACAUGCAAAACCUACAAGAGGUUUCCUAAAGGAGGUUUUUAAGACAGAAGAAAUAAAAAAGGGCCCAAGACCGAUUCGUAUGGGACGCCUCCCAAAAAACACCGUCACAUGAAUCUAGAGUAUCAGCCUGCAUCAAUGUAAUUCCAGAGAAAACUCUGUCAUUAGGUUUAAUUGGGUUUAAUGUCGAGCCACAAAGUCCCAAAUAAUCCCAGAUCUGUUUCACAUUUAGCAGAAAAUGUUCUAUAUUUAUUUCACAAUUCUUUCAAAUAUGUUAAAUGUAUGCUGUUCAUAAUCUGCUUUGCUUUGUAGAAGAAGCAAGAAGCCUUUAGCCACAUUUCAUAACCUUUUUCCAGUCACAGAGUUGAUGAGAUGUGACUGAAAGCUGUUUUGUUUUUUUGGUCAACGUGCAGCUUGGUUAUGAUGUUAUUUUGUGUUUUGCUCCUGAUAAUCAAGCACUGAUGCAAAGUGUGGAGCAGGGAAAUUAUUUAACAAUAGCAGUAAAAUAAUUUCCUGAACUUAAAGAAGGACCAAAG